Amoebophrya sp. A120 is the source of this 1142-nucleotide messenger RNA. The record is from the annotation of a GenBank genome assembly. NCBI's taxonomy places the organism in Eukaryota, Dinophyceae, Syndiniales, Amoebophryaceae.
AUGAUGUGGUCGUCUCGGCGUCCACCGCCGCAGGGGCGUUUGCUCGAGGACGAGCGCGACGAUUGUUCCGCAGCGGUUGACCCUCGUUUCGACCGGUGGCGGGAGAACCUGCAAAUCAACUUCAGCAAUGGAAUUCCCGUCGCACCAUCUUCGGCGAGUAACGGGAUGAGGACGAACAGUGUGAGCACCACACUCGUGUCGACGACGAGUCUGAACGGAGGUAUCGCAUCUGGGGCCGAGCAGGAUGCAGCUACCGGUAGUAAUGGUGACAAGACGCGAAGUUUCGCGGCCCUACAGAAGUUCAAGAACAGUGGCAACGACCUGUCCGACAUUCCGGACGAUUUUGUGCUGCCGACCGGCUCCGUGAAAAAGGGCCAGAAGUACUUCAAAAAGUACUGUCGCCAGUGCCACAGCAUCUACAGCGAUAACCGAGCGAGUCCAUUCGUCCAACCGCUAGGCCCCACCAUGUUCGAAGUGUGCGGACGGGUAAGUACUAUUUUUAGUCAAAGAGUGAUCGUGUUAAUUAUUAAUGAUUUUUGUCUCUGCUUCCGAGAUUUGGAUUUCUAAUAUGUUCUUUGAGGACCACACGACCCACGGCACUCAGAUUGAUCAGUGAAAUUUCUCGAUUCAGUGCUACUUCCGCAGCGCAACUUGCGCAAAGCAGUAUGCUUCUGAAUGUUUACUAACAAAAAUCGUUUUCGACUCAGGCAUCCGGAAUGGAAGAAGGUGCAAUCCGCGAGCUGAAUGAGAAUCGUCGUGCCUCGGAUAUUCUUUGGACGGACGCCGCCCUCAUGAACUACAUGAAGAAUCCGCGUCUCACCGCCGGCGGGCCGACGCAAAUGUCCUUCCCCGGAAUUCGAAACAUCCAGAUUCGGGCCGAUAUCGUUCACUACCUCCACACCCUGAACGCGGAACAGAGCCCCGAGUUGGUCAAUUUCAACUUCAACCAGGGAAGGCGGUUUCGAUAAAAAAACGAGAUACGAAGGUAGAAAAUUUAGCAUAGCACGGACGUGGACUCUGACGUUUCUAGUUUCGAGCAACAUGAUCACCCCCGCGGUGGAUGAAGAAAAGCAAAACACGAUGAAAUGGACAUAAUCUCCCGGCUCGUGCCUCCACAGCAGAAGGCGGGCAUAUCAUGAAAC